AUGCAGGGAAUCGCUAUCCUUGGGUGGCUGACCUUGCUGGUAGCCCAGGCAUCUGUGCUCCCAGUGGCGGUCAGCCAGCAGAUCCCAUUACAAAAGCCAGCGCCUCUGAAAGCUGCCGAGGAGCGCUUCACCCUUCGCAGACAGUCUGGCAAUGUCUGCGACGCAGGAUCUAGGCACUGGACUGGCACAGUUAACGUCACUGAUGAAAAGUCCAUGUUCUUUUGGUAUUUUGAGAGCCGUAACAAUCCAGAAACGGCGCCGGUCAUGAUAUGGAUGAGCGGAGGCCCUGGUGCUUCAGGUGAACUCGGCCUAACCAAGGGGAGCGGACCAUGUGCGGUCAACAAGGACGGCAACUCAACCAGACGCCUGGACCACUCAUGGGUUGACCACGCCAAUGUGAUUUAUAUUGACCAGCCUGUUGGGGUGGGCUUCUCCCAAAUCUCAGACCGCGAUUUGAUAUCUGUCAAUUUACAUGACGGCGGCCAAGAUUUGUAUACAUUCUUGUCCAUAUUCACAAACCAUAUGUUCCCUGAGACUGCUGACCGCCCAUGGCAUAUCACCGGUGAAUCCAUGGGUGGCCAUUAUGUCACUGGUUACACAACAUAUAUCAUCCAGCAGGAACGUGAGCGAGCUGCCCAGGGCCUCGAUCUCGGCCUCGAUAUCCAGUCUGCCAUCAUCGUCGAUGGGUACAUCGAUAACAGCCGCCAGUCAGUUGGUUACUGGGACUUUUUCUGUACUGACUGGAGACGCGAUGACCGAGAAGCCCCACUAAUGAACUCGACAUUUUGUGAGCAAGUUGCAGGCGGUCUCAGUGCCUGCGAAGAAAAGGGUGCCCUAUGCCGCGAAACGUACGACACGGAUAUAUGUGUCUGGGCGUACGAAUUGUGCGAGGAGAAAGUAGGCAAGUAUGUUGCCGCGGAAAUCCGACCUGGUGGUUGGAACCCGUACGACAGUCGUCUCAAGUGCAAGCAACCUCCUCUCUGCUCUGACUUUGAUGAAGAUGAAGGAUUGGAGUUUUUUAAUCAGCCAUGGGUUCAAGAGGAACUGGGGUUUUCCAACUUCUCUUUCUCAUUGAUAGAUUUCGACGCCAACAUGCGGUGGCAAGAGGCUAGAUCACUAUUCUUACCUACGACACGGGAGCUAACAUUUCUUCUCGACGACACCCACGUCCGACUCCUCUUUAUUAAUGGAAACAAUGAUAUCAUCGUAAGCACUCCAGGACAAAUGCGUAUGCUGGACGAGCAGCCCUGGAGCCGUCAGCCCCAAUUUCGAAAUAUGGAGUAUCGGGAUUGGUAUUAUACGGAUGGGGAGCUUUCCGAUGACGGGGGUAACCACAGUCAUCUAGGCGGUACUUGGAAAGGGAACAAUAAGCUCAGUCAUUUCACAGUCGACGAGGCUGGUCAUUUUUCUCCCAUGAACCAACCAGAAGCCAUCGGUGCUGUUGUAAGGGCGUGGAUAAGGGUCUAG
Messenger RNA from Fusarium oxysporum Fo47, 1467 nucleotides. Its product is annotated as carboxypeptidase Y. Gene Ontology annotation, molecular function: serine-type carboxypeptidase activity. Gene Ontology annotation, biological process: proteolysis. Bases 1 to 1467 code for a protein of 488 amino acids. The transcript is spliced from 6 exons. NCBI's taxonomy places the organism in Eukaryota, Fungi, Ascomycota, Sordariomycetes, Hypocreales, Nectriaceae. The record is from RefSeq and is a predicted model, not a curated record. Gene Ontology annotation, cellular component: fungal-type vacuole.